ACUUCUUCUUCCGUUUAUUGCAAACAAGCCGCCGCCGCUGCCGCUGGAAAUGUAAAACGCUUCACUUCCUGCGCUGAUGGAAUGUUGUUGUUUUUUCUCCAGGGGUGAGACCUACUUGACGCCAGGUGUCCAGAAAGGAAGACAAAACCUUGUCGAGCUGAUGGUGCUCUUUCUCUUCGAUAGGAAAGUGACCUGGCCUCUGAUAAGUGGAUGCAAAUGAUCACACUUUGAAGGUCCCUCUGACUUAAAACUGCAGUAUGGAGCCACAAUAAUGAGGAACUUACGUGAAGGAAUAGGAGCAGGUGGUUGUUUCCCUGAUGACUGUAGAGCAGCACUGAACCCUGCACAUUCAAAACAACUGUGCCACCCUGAAAUAAAAGCCACAGAAGGAGAAACGCACGCACGUGCGCUGGAAUCCAAGUUAGAAACCCCAAAACAACAAGUUGUUACCUCUGAUUUCCACACGACGUAAGCGUGAGAGCUGGACGGCUGCGCUUUCUUCUGGAGCCACCUCCGCGGAGAGAACAGCGUGCCGGUGCUCCCGGACGGCGUUGCCCCGGGCCCCCUCACCAGAAACGGUCCUUGAUGUCUUGAUUUCUAAAGAUGAACUUGGAAGAAGGAUCCCAAAGUUCCUGAUUCACUUCGACGGUUGGAACAGGAGCUGGGAUCGUUGGGCUGCAGAGGAUCAUGUCCUAAGGGACUCUGAGGAAAACCGUAAAUUGCAACAUAAACUGGCACGCAAAGCUCUAGGUCGCAUGAAGAGAAAGGGAGGAUGGGCCAAGAGGCGGCGUCGUCAGUCUGGUACUAAAUCGUCUCUGAAGCCUCUGCCCAAGGAGGACGACAGCGAUGACGCAUGUUUGAUUUCAUCUUCGGGGAGCAGUGACGGGGACGACUCUGACCCUGAUUCUUCGAAUAGCGGGGAAAGCACCUUCUCUGAGGAUAUCAACAAAAUGAGGGUUGAGCCCGACAUUAAUGUCAAAAGGGAAUGUGAAGAGAAGAUCGUCCACGUUGACAUCAGCAUCCCCGAUGCUCUGAAGAAGAAACUGGAGGAUGACUGCUUUUACAUCAACAAGAGAAAGAAGCUGGUCAUGGUUCCCUGUCAGACGAAUGUCGUGCACAUCCUCGAGUCCUACGUCAAGCACUUUGCCAUCAACAAAGCCUUCAUGGCCAACGAGAGGUACCGGCGUCAGCAGACCACCACACAGAGCAGCAGCCCACAGCCAGUCCCUCCAGAAAAGAGUGAGGAGCUGUGUAAGGAGAUGGUCGACGGCCUGAGGAUCACGUUUGACUUCACCUUACCCAUGAUCCUCCUCUACCCCUGUGAACAAGCCCAGUUCAAGAAGGUCAGCUCCUCCAGGCUUUUCCUGGCCGUCAACGAAAGCUCCCCCUGCUCCAGCAACGCCCAACGGGACCGCAGCCCGAGCCCGUUGGGGCACAACCCACCCACCCCGCAGUCCACGGACAGCCAGCCUGCACUGAGCGACAUCUCCGUCACCACGCCCACCGCCACAGCCCCUACCCCGAAGCGCCGGCGUCACCCUGACAUGGACUGUAUCUCAUUCCAGUCCCAGUCACUCAGGCGCUCCACCAGGAACACGUCUGGAGGCGACCGGCCCGCUGAAGGAAGCAGUGGAGGUGGAGGCAGUGCGACGGCCUCCCCGCAGCUCAAGCGCCGUUUGGUCGACACCACAUCCCAGCCCAAGUUCUUCCUCAACCUCGACAGAAAAACCCCAGUGCACAGUGGCUCAUCUUCCCCGUUGCCCUUGACGCCAAGCAAAGAGCGAAGUGGGCCCUUCUACGGCCUCGAGAGCCGGAGAAACAAUGAGCUUAAUGAGGUCCUAAGUUGGAAGCUGACUCCUGAUAACUACCCUCUGCAUGACCAGCCUCCGCCACCCUCCUACCUGUACGGAGCACAGCACCUCUUGCGGCUUUUCGUGAAGCUUCCGGAGAUCCUAGGAAAAAUGCAGAUCCCAGAGAGGAACCUCCGAGCCCUGGUCAAGCAUGUGGAACUCUUUCUCAGGUUUCUGGCAGAGUUCCACGAGGACUUUUUCCCCGAGUCGGCGUACGUGUCGGCGUCCGAGGCCCACUACAGCAUGAAGCAGCCGAGGCCGAUUUAUUGAAGGAGACGCCGGCCGUUGUGUUUUCUCUGUUACCUCAGUGUCGUCUGCCCAUUUGUUACCCGGCCUACAUGCUAAUAUACUGACUCUUUUGAGGAAAAGAAAUCGGGAAUGUUGUUUUUCCUGUGGCCGUCUCUCACCUUCCAGUGUCCCCUGAGAGAUUCUCUUAGUUCUUGGUACGUUUUGCUUCUCAUGUUGUCCUGUGCAUGCCUGAUAAGUGUCUCUUUGUUUCCUUUGUGCCUGUUCUAGCAAACAGGAUGGUGAAAAAGACAAUAUCCUGUGCAUAUAGCAGUGUUAUAUAAUGAAGGUGAUCUUUAUUAACAUGGUGAUCUUAUUACACAGUUCAAGACCUGAUGCAAAAAAUAAACUAGAGAGAUUAGACAGUCUCUUGGACAGGUCAAAACUAAUUGAGCAUACAUUUAUGUGCAACGUAACGACCGAUGCCAUUUGCAAUUUUUUUUCUUUCUUUUGGAAUAAUCAUUUCAACAAAUGCUAGGAAUUACUUGCAACAAAAGCCACCGUCACGACAUGUAAAUACACCGUUGAUCAGUAUGUUAUUUAUUUUUUCUUUACACACCACUGGAUCACCCCGGUUCCCGUUUGUUGAAUUGGUUGCGCAGUAUGUGACGUGUCACACACAUUACUGUGUGCGACACGACGGUUGUAUGUUUCCCGUGGAACGUGUCGACUUUUCUAUUCUGUUUACUCACAGUGAUGUCUGUUUGAAUAAAAGCGCCCAUCUUCUUCAAACAUAUA
Cyclopterus lumpus (lumpfish) is the source of this 2873-nucleotide messenger RNA. Its product is annotated as male-specific lethal 3 homolog. Gene Ontology annotation, biological process: chromatin organization; regulation of DNA-templated transcription. The record is from RefSeq and is a predicted model, not a curated record. NCBI's taxonomy places the organism in Eukaryota, Metazoa, Chordata, Actinopteri, Perciformes, Cyclopteridae. Gene Ontology annotation, cellular component: nucleus; MSL complex; NuA4 histone acetyltransferase complex. The coding region runs from base 756 to 2120 and encodes 454 amino acids. The transcript has 16 exons.